Messenger RNA from Vitrella brassicaformis, 4214 nucleotides. The record is from the annotation of a GenBank genome assembly. NCBI's taxonomy places the organism in Eukaryota, Vitrellaceae.
AUGAUAACUUGUGUCACACUUCAGGACCAGGGAGGCCAACAGACGGAGGAGACGCUUGUCCCUCUCUCUCUCGAGCAGCUCGAGAAGCUGCAGAAGCAGCACCUGCGCCGUGCCACGGAGAUUGGCCAACUCGACGACGCCCAGUCAGCAGACUCAGACUGUGUCGAUGAAGACCUUAAUGUUGUUUGACUGUGGUUUGGUCGUCUUCAGGGUGCUGCUCAAGCUGCGGGGCCGCCCAGAGGGGGUCCAGAGGGCGACAGACGUACUGGAUCUGCUGCUGCUCGUAGGGCUACAAGACGCCAAGAAAGCAUGCUCACGCUCUGGAUGUCUCCUCUUUGUGUGUGGGUUGUUCGUUUGACUUCUGCUCAGGACCUUGCCCUCGUCACGUUGGACCCGCCGGUCAGUUUGUCCGCAUAUUGUGUGUGAAGGCAUCCAUAUGAUACAUCCUGCUGUAUUUGUGUGUUGCAGAGGACACUGGACUUUGUGGCAAGCGAGGGGGGUGCACCGGGGACGGCUGCCCUGAACAUCACCAAUGUCUCCGCCGGCUAUCUGGCCUACAAGCUGAAGGCCACCGCUCCCAAGACGUAUGCCAACACAGAUGCACAGGCAACUAUUCAUAAGAAGUUUGCAUGCAUGGAGGUGUGUGUGUGAUGUAGGUACACCGUGCAGCCGAGGUCGGGAAUCAUCGCCGCUGGGGGCCACGCCAAGGUGCAGAUCACCUUGAAUCCCGACGCCGCCAGUGAGCCAACACAUACCACUCACAUACCACAACCACCACACACAUAUCCGUCCCUUUGUGUGUCUGUCCGUUGUGUUGUGUGUGUCUGGAUGCAUUGCUGAUGUAGGUGGACCCAACGACAGAUUGCUGGUGCAGGUCACCCCCCCCAGCAGCAGCCAGACCCCCGCCUACGACGACUGGCCCACCAUCCCCCGGGAGGUGAUCCAAGACCACCAUCUCCAUGUCGCCGUCCUGAGACCGCCGCCAUGCAGCCGCCGCCACCACCCGCCGAGGACACGUAUGCAUAUAGGUUGGGUGUUGAGAGUCUGGUGGUUGCCUGUAUGCUCACAUAGGUGUCCUCUCGUUGUCUGUAUUCCAUAUACAGCUUCUGGAGCUGGCUGGGGAAGUUGUGCUGCUGCGGACCGAGAAUGAAGCCGGUAUGCAAGAUGCAUGAUGAUUGUAUGGAUGCUGUCUUGGAUGCACGUCUAUCUCUAUCUCUCUCUCUCUCUCUCUGUGUGUGUGUGUGUGUGCAUUUACAUAUGUAUAUUUGUAUGUCCAGCGCACGCCAGCCCACACCAGCCCACUUACGAGACAGCAGAGCGGCGCAGACAUGGAGAUGAUGAAGAGUGCCCUGAAGGACAACUUGGGGUGCGAAGAUUGCUGCUUACAUUUUAUAUCGGAGAGUCUCUUUGUCGAGCUAUACAAGCGUCGCCGAGAGCUGUCUGCUGCUCUGCUCGUUGCUAAGUAUGUGCUGAACACAUACGAGACUCAUAGAGUCAGCGCCUUCUGGUCCAUGCCGCACGCGGUGAGAGUCAAGCACACUGGUCGGAGGCAAAAGACUGAAGCGAUAAAAGCACUUUCUUGUCUCAUGACAUUCCCUGUCAGGGGAUGCGGCUGCCUCGGUGAGUGGGGCGGUGUCACUCUAUCGGCGCUACGUUCUUUCAUAUGUAUGAAGUGUCUCUGAGGAUCACGGGGCUUCGUGGAUCAUGCAAAGGGACAUGGACGACAGCCUCGACUUUCUCGAUGGUGAGGUGCGGGAUACACGGGAAAAAGGGGAAGAGAAAUCCUGUGUCUCUUAGGCCUAGUGGUGGGUCUCAACGCGUACCUGUGGCGAGGACCAGAGGCGGAAAAUCUAACAUCUUAAAGAAGGGCGCACUAUGAUACAUCUCUGUGACUUUGUUUGUGUUGUCCUGUGUGUCGUCCUCCAGAAGACAAAAGUCUUUCCAUUCAGAAAGAGUUUGCAUGCAUGGACGCAUGUGUGUGUGAUGUAGUUACACCGUGCGGCCGAGGUCGGGCAUCAUCGCCCCUCGGGGCCACGCCAAGGUGGAGAUCAUCUUGAACCCCGACGCCGCCAGUGAGCCAACACAUACCACUCACAUACCACAACCACCACACGCAUAUUCGUUCCUUUGUGUGUCUGUUCGUUGUGUUGUGUGUUUCUGAAUGCAUUGCUGAUGUAGGUGGACUCCCGAUCAACGACCGAUUCCUGGUGCAGGUCACUCCCGCCAGCAGCAGCCAGACCCCCGCCUACGAGGAGUGGCCCACCAUUCCCCGAGAGGUGAUUCAGGACCACCAUCUCAAUGUCGCCUUCGAGGAGACCCCCAGCCCCUCAGGAGGCUACCACCACAGACAGCCGCCAAGAGGUUGGGCCUUGAGAGUCUGGUGGUCACCUGUAUGCUCACAAGCGGUGUCCUCUGGUUAUCUGUAUUCCACACACAGUUUAUGGAGUUUAGUGGAGUUGGUUGGGAAACUCUUUCUGCUGCGGGCCGAGAAAGCUUUAGCCGGUAUGCAAGAUGGACACAUGCAUGUGAUGUCUCUCUCUCUCUAUCUCUCUCUAUGACCAUUGUAUUACACUUCAGGACGAGGGAGGCCAAGCGACGGAGGAGAGGCUCAUCCCCCUCUCUUUCCAGCAGCUGCAGAAGCAGCACCUGGGCCGGACGGAGAUCGGGCAACUCGACGACGCCCAGUCAGCAGACUCAGACUGCCUCGAUGAACACCUUAAUGUUGUUUGGCUGUGCUUUGGCUGUGUUCAGGGUGCUGUUGAAGCUGCGAGGCCGCCCAGAGGGGAUUCAGACGGCGAAAGCCGUCCUGGAUUUGAUGCUGGUAGGGCUACAAGACGGCAAGAAAGCAUGCUCACGCUCUGGAUGUCUCCUCUUUGUGUGUGGGUUGUUCGUUCGUUUGACUUUUGGUCAGGACCGCGCCUUUGACACCAUCAGCCCUCCGGUCAGUCCGUCCGCAUACUCUUCGUGUGUGAAGAGGGCAUCCAUAUGAUACAUCUGUGCGUUAUCCUCGCGCAGAAGACGAUCGAGUUCCCGACGAGCCGUGUGGCGGUGUUGAAGCUGACGAACGUGUCUGUCGGCUACCUGGCAUACAAGAUCAAGACGACUGCCCCACGCAGGUACGCACACACGCACACACAACCAUGCAAGGCAACAGCGGUGUGGUGGAUGCAGUGCAGUGCACGUGGUUGGUGUGGUGGAUGCAGUGCAGUGCAGUGCACACGUGGUGUGUGUCAUUCAUGCAGCUACCUGGUGCGGCCGAGCUCGGGUGUCAUCAGCCCCCGGGGCGAUGCCAUCGUCGAGAUCAUCAUGCAACCCAAGGCCACAGGUGAGCACACACACACACCACUCACAUACACCACAACCAGCACACGCGUAUGUGCCCCUUUGUGCGUCUGUCCGUUGUGCAGCUGAGGGCGGUCUCCCCACCAACGACCGGUUUCUGGUCCAGGUGACCCCCACGACGAGCAGCCAGACGCCUGCCCGCGACCUGUGCUCCACCACCGCCAAGGAGCACAUCCAGGACCACCGACUCAAUGUCGUCGUCAAGGACACAGCCGGCACCUCAAGGGAGGCCACGCCAAGCGCCAUGCAGCCGCCGCAGCCCACCGAGCAGCCGCCGCAGCCAACCGAGACGACUAGCACGUUGGCUCUUGAAAGUCUGGUGGUUGCCUGUAUGCUCACAUGAGGUGUCCUCUGGUUAUCUGUAUUCCAUAUGCAGCUUCUGGAGCUGGCUCGGACGAUUCUGCUGCUGCGGACCACGAAAACCAGAGCCGGUAUGCAAGAUGCAUGAUGGUGUGGAUGCAUCUCUCUCUCUAUGCAUGUGGACACAUACAUCUGUAUGCACAGCGCGCACCGGCCCACAACAGCCCAAUCGGAGAAGACGCAGCGGACGCGGCCACGGAGACACACCUCCUUUCGUCACGGCAGAGACAUGCGGACCACGAGAUGAUUCAGCGUGCGUUGAAGAACAACCUGGUAGUCAGCAGCCUGCACGAGAGCGGUUGCGGUCACGGAGACACAUCUGUUUUCGCGACGGCAGAGAGUUGCAGAGUGCAGGUGGGGGCGGUGUGUCUCUAUUUAUGUGUGUGUGUGUCCCAGGGCCUCGGCCAAUGUUAUCGUUGCCUGCAUUUUAUAUUCGACAUGUCCGUGUCGUCUCAUAUCUGACCAGUGCACUCUGCUCAUUCAUCGAUCAAAGACUAAUAUUAAUGCUUGCC